This is a messenger RNA of Xenia sp. Carnegie-2017, 1268 nucleotides long. RefSeq lists its product as uncharacterized. NCBI's taxonomy places the organism in Eukaryota, Metazoa, Cnidaria, Anthozoa, Malacalcyonacea, Xeniidae. The coding region runs from base 250 to 822 and encodes 190 amino acids. The transcript is spliced from 3 exons. The record is from RefSeq and is a predicted model, not a curated record.
CCAAGACAGUUUGAUAGAGAAAGUGAUGGCAUGUAAACAGCCUAUUGCAAUUGCUGGGGAUGGAAGACACGAUUCCAUUGGACAUAGUGCCAAAUAUUGUGCAUAUACAACAUUCUGUUGCACAAUACCUCAAAUCAUUAGUUUUUCUCUUGUGCAGGUACAUUUCUUUGAAUUAUGUGAUUAUCUUCUUUAAAAUUAUUUACCUAUUUGCUAUUUUAAAUGUAGAUAUGAUCUAUAUCAUACAAUAAAAUGUGUGCAGCUUUAACUAAACCAAGGUUGAUUGCUGGAAUCAUGAAAGCUUCUCCAAUGUCUCAAACAAGUGCAUUGGAGGGAUUUCACUCAGUUCUUAACCAGUUUGCACCCAAAAUGAUAAGCUACUCUUUUCCUGGGAUGUUCUGCAGGCAUAUCCUUGCUGUAACUCACUUCAACAGAAAUUUGGACAGGGAUAAUCAAGAGGUUAAUGGAGUUCCCCAGGUUAAAGUGCAUUAUCCAAAAUUUAAAAAUGGUGAAGCUGUUGUAAGAAAUGUAAAAGUUGCUCAGGAUUUUGGGUAUGUUGAAGAUAUAUAUCAAGUGUUGUGCUCUGCACUCAUUGAUGAGGAAACAUUGGAAAAAGCCAAAGGUGAUCUUUUACGAAUGGCUCCAUUGCCAAUGAAUUCUACGUUGGACAAGCAAUCAAAAAGUGAAGCUAUCUCGAAAAAAGCAAGAAGACAAAGCAUGCCAGCUGUACAUUUCCCCCAACUAAGCCAGGUUUUACAAAAAGGCAUUACUUGUUUUGAGUUAAUUUCAAUCUUAUUUUUGGAACUGACUCACUUUAUUGUUUGAUAUGGCUGAAGUUUCACCUGUCCAAGAAAAGAUCACUAAUCAGGAAAAUGAGAGAGCAGCACCUCGAUGCACUGUGUGCAAGAAUUGGAUGAAAGGCCAUAAAAAUAUAAUUAACUGUCCAAAAAACCAAAAGUAACCAGUUUUUUAGGACCUGGUGGUAUGAGCCCACUUAGUUGGGAUUCAGUGAAGUGUGAAUUGACUGCAUGGAAAGAAUAAAGAGAAAGGAAUUGUAAUUUUGUAUGUUUUGUAUAACAAGUAUAAGUGUGAAUCAAAGAUGCAAUAUAUCAAGAGUGGCUUAAAUCAUUCCACACUUCACUGAAUCCCUACUAGCUGGGCUCAUGCAAACAACACCUAAAAUGAUAUAUAAUGUUAUGUUAUUUUACAAAUGGUCCUCUUCAUACUCUGCAAAGUGUUCAUUUUUUUUAAAUUAAAAGUUGUUCGAAUAA